This is a messenger RNA of Tachysurus vachellii, 4004 nucleotides long. It is a transcript of the gene slitrk5, whose product is annotated as SLIT and NTRK-like protein 5. Gene Ontology annotation, cellular component: membrane. The coding region runs from base 376 to 2985 and encodes 869 amino acids. The transcript is spliced from 2 exons. Gene Ontology annotation, biological process: positive regulation of synapse assembly; regulation of presynapse assembly; axonogenesis. The record is from RefSeq and is a predicted model, not a curated record. NCBI's taxonomy places the organism in Eukaryota, Metazoa, Chordata, Actinopteri, Siluriformes, Bagridae. Gene Ontology annotation, molecular function: protein binding.
UCAUGGAUUAUAUCUAAACCACGGAUGAUUUAAUCCAGGAUAGUGUAAAGCAGCAUAAAUGAUAAGAUAAUCCAUGGAUGUUAAUUGGAAAGAUUUGGGACUGCUAAGAAUGUUUUGCUCUCAAGAUCAGCGUUUUUUUCUCUCCUCCGCCGAGAUGCAUGGGGCAUCAUCAGAUUUCCAUACAGAUUCACGCACACACACACACACACACACACACACACACACGCGCGCGCGCAUUCUGAAGGUUUGGGUAUAUUCAAACCGAAUUAAACUCGUUAACCGACGUUAAAUAUACAGGAAAACAGGAGUGAUCGGAUAUGCGGGAUGACACCACAGUCUGCAGAGGCACUACAGUGAACAGCGCCAUUCAAUUCGAUGAAAAUGCGUGUCUGGAUACUGACACUAAUCUUGCUGCUUGCCGCUUCUCUGAGCCUGGUUGAGAUGUAUGACAAUUAUGGGGAGAUCUGUAGGAAUUUGUGCACUUGUGAAGAAAAAGAGGGCAUCCUGACAGUCAGCUGCGAGAACCGGGGCAUCGUAAGACUGUCCGAAAUCAGCCCGGUUCAUUUCCCCACGUAUCACCUUCUACUGACAGGGAACCUGCUGAAAAAAUUGUCUGUCAAUGACUUCAUCAACUAUACUGGAGUCACCAUUUUGCAUUUAGGCAACAACGACAUAUCCGAAGUGGAGACUGGGGCUUUUAAUGGACUCCAGGGAUUAAGGAGGUUGCACCUAAACAACAACAAAAUAGAUGUUCUUAGGGAUGAUACGUUUACUGGAUUAGAAAACCUGGAAUACCUUCAGAUUGAUUAUAAUUUUAUUAGCAUUAUUGAACCUAAUGCUCUUAAUAGGCUCCACCAUUUGACUGUGCUAAUUUUAAAUGACAACCUCUUGUCAUCGCUGCCUAUCAACAUUUUCAAAAAUGUGCCCUUGACCCACCUGGAUCUCAGGGGCAACCGCUUGAAAAUGUUCCCUUAUAUUGGCCUUUUGGAACACAUGGAUAAAGUGGUGGAAUUACAGUUAGAGGAGAAUCCAUGGAAUUGUUCUUGCGAACUUAUCGCGCUAAAAGCUUGGCUAGAAAGCAUUGCCUACACGGCACUAGUUGGCGAGGUGGUUUGUGAGACUCCGUUCCGGCUCCAUGGCCGUGAUCUUGAUGAGGUCUCCAAGCAGGAGCUGUGUCCUCGAAGGGCCAUUUCGGAAUAUGAGAUGCGCCCUCUGCCACCUCUCAGCACAAAUGGAUAUUUCCAGACGACGCCGGCUGCAGUGACUUCCUCAGCCACAUCCUCUGCAGUGCUGAGGUCGUCAUCCCGGCCUACCAAGGGUACUCGGCAGUCCAACAAGACCAGGUCUAAGCCUACUUCUCGCAUCCCUGGCAAUCCCUAUAACUAUGGGCCAAUUAUAGCUUUUCAGACCAAAUCUCCCGUGCCUUUGGAUUGCCCUACGGCAUGCACGUGCAACCUCCAGAUCUCUGAUCUUGGGCUCAACGUCAACUGCCAAGAACGGAAAAUCGAGAGCAUAUCAGAUUUAAAACCCAAGCCGUAUAAUCCAAAAAAGAUGUACCUCACUGGGAAUUACAUCCCUGUUGUGCGUCGAUCGGAUUUCGUUGAGGCAGAGGGAUUGGAUUUGUUGCACUUGGGAAACAAUCGGAUAGCGCUCAUACAUGACAGGGCCUUUGGGGAUUUAAUUAACCUUCGAAGGUUGUAUUUGAAUGGCAAUUUGAUUGACAGGCUCACUGCAGAGAUGUUCUUUGGGCUCCAGAACCUGCAGUACUUGUAUUUAGAGUACAACAAGAUCAAGGAGGUUGUUGCAGGUACAUUCCGUUUUGUGCCAAACCUUCAGCUGCUUUUUCUAAACAACAAUCUGCUAAAAACCUUGCCGGGAGGCAUCUUUUCUAGUAUGUCACUCUCAAGACUCAAUCUACGCAACAACCACUUUCAAAACCUGCCUGUGAGUGGAGUUCUAGAUCAGCUUAAGGCUUUGGUGCAAGUGGAUCUCUUUGAAAACCCUUGGGAUUGCACGUGUGAUGUGGUAGGCAUGAAAAUAUGGCUGGAGCAGCUUAACUCUGGCACUGUGGUAAAUGAUGUUAUUUGUGCAACUCCAAAGAGACUUGCAGGGCAAGACAUACGCAGUAUCGCUUCUGAACAACUGUGUCCUGAUUACUCGGAUAUUGUUGUAUCUACGGUAGCACCAUCAGAAGCAACCUUGGAAGGGAAGGUAAUCACCACGGAGACCCCUUUGAGAUUUAACAAUUCUUCAAGCACCGUCCCAUUGUCGGUUCUCAUCCUUAGCCUGCUGCUGGUCUUCAUUAUGUCAGUUUUUGUGGCUGCCGGGCUGUUUGUGGUGGUCAUGAAGCGCAGAAAAAAGUCACAAAGUGACCGCACCAGCACCAACAACUCGGAUGUAAGCUCUUUUAACCUUCAGUACAGUCUUUAUAGCAAUCGUUCCGUCCCCAAAGUCAAAUCCCCAGCAGGGCAUGUCUACGAGUACAUUCCCCAUCCUCUCGGGCACAUGUGCAAAAACCCCAUUUAUAGAUCUAGAGAAGGGACCACUGUGGAGGAUUAUCCUGAUCUGCAUGAGCUCAAAGUUAGCUACAGAAACACCAAUGAGGAAGCGCGGGAUCCAACAUCGAGAAGCCCCACAUACACUGUUAGCACCAUUGAACCCCGGGAGGAGCCGUCGACUGCUCAGGACGCAGAGCAUUUCUUCCGAGGGAUCUUAGAGCCGGAUAAAACUCCGAAUAGUGCCGGAAAUAGGUACGAUUACAAGUACCCCAGUCCUGGAUCUUACACGUACAACCCAAAUUUCGACGUACGUCGGCAAUUCUUGCAUCCUGAGGGAAUUAGAGAAACUAUGCUCUAUAGCUCAGCUCCAAGUACUGUCUACGUGGAGCCGAACAGGAACGAAUAUUUGGAACUAAAGGCGAAACUCCAAAUGGAGCCGGAUUACCUCGAAGUUCUUGAGAAACAGACAACCUUUAGCCAGUUUUAAUCCUAGUCUAUGAACAUGAGUACUGUUAGAGAUUUUCACCCCAUUUCCGUGUCGGAGGUUACAUCGGGGUGUACGCUGUACGCCAUCUUUAAAGAAACAACAGAACAAAGGCAACAAACAAAAAUCCUACAAUGGGGUGUGCCAAACUGUCUUACUUUAAUUUUUAAAGAUACAUGACAUUAAAGGAAAUAAAAAAAGAGAAAAAAAACUCUCGGGAUGAAAGCACGAGUUGUGAUACAAAACUGCUGAUGCAAAAAUCGCAAAAUCUAUUUUUUUAAGUUGACAAAUUGAAUACACGUAAAUAAACAAACGUAGCUGUACAGAUUAAUCCAAGUACGUCUUUUUCAGGAGUAUAUUCAUGCAGAUAUUGCGAACUUUAACAAUACAAAAUUGAAAAAGAACGCUGUAUUACAGUGCAUCUAACUGUGCAGGACAAUUCCUCUGCUCUAGUCUGUAAGUAAGUAAGUAUUUAUUGGUAUAAUCUCCAUGUAUUUUUAACAUUAUUUGAUUCUUCAUCAUUAUGACCUGUACCAUUAUCCCUCUGUACAAGCUUUUUGUUUGUAAUUUUUUGAUCAUUUAUUGUAGCUUGCAUUGUACAAGUUGCUUUCUUUCAGCGGUGGCACACCCCUCUCCCUAUCUACCACCCCCUACCCCAAACAACCCCCCCACCCACCCAGACCUUCCAAACUUCCCAAUCCUCCACCCUCAUCUCCAGUGUCAAAGAUAGACUUUUGCUUCAUUUAAAGAUUUAAAAAAAGAAGUGUCUUUGUAUGCCGUCUGCACUUUUUUGAAAAAAAAAAAAAUAUCAAAAGAAAGAAAAAAUGGAGGGCCAACGUUGGUCUUCCCAGCUACCAUUAGAGGAAUUAUUAUAUAUUAAAAAAUUAUUCAUUCAUUCUUAAUAUGUAUUUUAAUAUGUUAUCAGAAACAAAUUCAUAAAUGAUAAUUGAAGUAAUAAUUAUGUUGUGUAAUACUAUUUUAAUGUAACACCUAUUUUUAUACAAGCAUUCGCAAUUCUCUCU